Molecule: messenger RNA, 1013 nt
Organism: Solanum tuberosum (potato)
Lineage: Eukaryota; Viridiplantae; Streptophyta; Magnoliopsida; Solanales; Solanaceae
Product: zinc finger SWIM domain-containing protein 7
Exons: 6
Coding region: 10-438 (142 amino acids)
Biological process (GO): double-strand break repair via homologous recombination
Cellular component (GO): Shu complex
Molecular function (GO): zinc ion binding
Source: RefSeq, a predicted model, not a curated record
UACAAACAAAUGAUGCGUAGACAGAAUUGGAUUUUGAGAAUGAGCACUAGUGCAUUGGUUGCGGAGAAAGUGUGGAAUGAUAUCGAAUCAACUCAUUCAGUCAGCGAUGAGCAACUCUCCAUAUUGCAUUUCUUGUUUGGCAAAAAUUUGGAGCGAGCAAUGAGAAUAGUUGAUCAAAGAGGUGUCAAAAGGAUGUUGGGUCACCCCAGUGGCCGUUCCAUCUUUCAGGUUGUAGGAGAGUCAAAGAGGAAGGAGGAAUAUUUAUGCUUUCCACAACAUUAUUGUGCUUGUUAUUCCUUCUUCUAUGACAUUGUAAACAGAGGGGAACAACUUUGUUGUAAGCAUCAAUUAGCUGCCAGACUUGCUUCUUCCUUGGGAACAUGUAUUGAUGUUAAAAUGUCUGACCACGACCUUGCUCUCAUGCUCUCCCACCUUUGAAUCUCCAGAAACCCUCCGGCUGAUCCGGCCAUGAUGGAAAUAAUCAAUCCGGAUACACAAUGAUCCCGGGUACUUCUCGGGUAACUUUUGAAGGAAGCUUUUCUUGAUGACCUCUUUCUUUGAUUUUAUUCUAAUGCCAGGGAAGCCCCAUCCUAAGAGGCCAGGAGUACAUGAGAAUAUUCCCCAAUACAAUCUUGUAGUUUUUUAUUUGUGCAGCACUCUUAAAUUUAAGGUGGCUUGUUUUGUCAUCCCUAGUAUUUUACCUUUUUAUUUGUAAUUCAAGUUUUAUAUUAAAAACAAAACCCAUUGCCAUCAAAUUACUAUUCCAUCUUAACUGGCAUUUUCCAAACUGAAAUGAUCAUUCUAGAAAAAAUAGGUUUUCUAUCGUCCAUCUGUAUUGAAAUGAUGAAUUCUUAAACAAAGGCCAGAUCAUGUGGAUGUUCAGCUGUAUGAAGGUGUUGCAGUCCUUCUUAAAUUUUUGGCUUGUAUAACUUCUCUGAUGACUAUAAUUUUAUGUUUCAUGUUUCCUUAAUUUUAAUACCACAGUUGCCAGCAUAUUAGUUUUGAUGCUAAAA